AUGAAGACCAGCAUAUCAAGAUCCGCUCGAGUAGCUGCCACCACCGCUCUCGUCCUUUCUUGGGCGCAGCCUCUGCUGGCACAUACAUGGGUAGAACAGCUCAACCGCAUCGCGCCGAACGGCACCUUUGUCAACCCUCCCGGCUUCAUCAAUGGCUACAAGGGACGCACAGGUCUGGCCAAUGUCGACGGGGAGUACACAUUCCUGAUGCCUCCCAACAACCGACCAGACGGCAAGGUCAUCCACCCCGACGACAAGAUGUGCAAGUCCACCCAGGCCUUCGGCAGCAACAACGCCCAGUUCCCCGUCCUCACGGCCGCCCCGGGCGACUGGAUCGCGAUGCGCUACCAGGAGAACGGCCACGUCACCCUGCCCCAGAACCAGGCCAACAAGCCGCUGAACCGCGGCACCGUCUACAUCUACGGCACGACGGAGCUCGACAACAGCGUCAACUACGCCGACGUGUUCGGCGUCUGGAACGCCGACGGCACGGGCGGCAACGGCAAGGGCCGCCUGCUCGCGACGCGCAACUUUGACGACGGCCGGUGCUACCAGAUCAACCCGGACCGCAUCUCCCAGCAGCGCCAGCAAGAGUUUAAGAAGAUCGACGGCGGCGUGCAGGGCGACAACCUCUGGUGCCAGAGCGACCUGCAGCUGCGCGACGACCUCGAGGUCGGCAAGGAGUACGCCAUCUACUGGGUCUGGAACUGGCCCACCAUGACCACGGCCGGCGCCAAGACGGACCAGCCCACGGCCGGCGCCAAGGUCAAGGAGCUCGAGGCCUACACCAGCUGCAUGACCCUCAAGAUCGUGGACCCGUGCUCGCCCGAGCUCGGCGACGUCAAGUCGCCCAGCUGCGCGGCGGGCGGCGGCGGCGGCGGCGGCGGCGGCGGCGCGGCGGGCGGCAAGACGACCAGCAACAACAGCGGCGGCAGUAAGAAGGUCGCCCAGGCGUUCAACAAGGAGCAGGACGUGGGUAACUCGGCCUCGUUCGAGCAGAUCACCGGCGAGCAGUUCGUCGUCCCCGUCAAGCAGGCAGACAACAACAACAACAACGGCGGCGGCGGUGGCUCCAACAACACCCCGGACGUCGGCUCGCCCACGCCUACUAAGGGUAGCGGAGGCGGCGGCGGCAGGGGCAAGGGCGGCAAGGGCAACGACCACGUCAAGACCGUGACUGUCACCCAGGGCGUCGCUACUGUCACCGUGACUGCUGGCGCAAACAACAACAACAACAACGGCGGCGGCAACCGCGGUGGCCAACAGGGCGCCCCGGCCUCGACCCCAACCCCUUCGACGCUGAGCCUCAGUGUGACAACGCCCGCGGCAUCGAGCCCGACGCCGUCGACCAGCAGCAGCACCCAGCAGCAGCAGCAGCAGCAGCAGUCUACCUCGCCUGCUGUGCAGACCGCCUCUACUACGCCCACGUCCGCCGCGUCGGCGGGCUUCCCCCAGCCGACGACGGCGAGGGCCAAGCCCGGCCCGCCUACGGUCAGCCCGUUCCUGAGGCAGCGUGUCCGGCGGGUUCGUCGGGGCGCUGGCGAGUGGCGCUUCGGGUACUGA
Thyridium curvatum is the source of this 1563-nucleotide messenger RNA. RefSeq lists its product as uncharacterized. NCBI's taxonomy places the organism in Eukaryota, Fungi, Ascomycota, Sordariomycetes, Thyridiales, Thyridiaceae. The record is from RefSeq and is a predicted model, not a curated record. The transcript has a single exon. The coding region runs from base 1 to 1563 and encodes 520 amino acids.